UCUCUUGGCUCUAUCUCUCUCUUCGGCCCUUCUCUCUCCAGAUCAAUCAGAAUUCGGAUCAACCCUUCAUUGUCCGUCUCUUUCCACAAAACCACUCUCUAUCCGUGAAACCAACCGCGAAUCUCACAGAAGUUUCCUUCUUCAGCUCAAAAAACAUACGCCAUGAUUUGAAUCACCAGGAAUUAAUCGGACCACCCCAACCAGAAUGGCGUGGUUCAGUGGGAAAGUCUCUUUGGGGAACUUCCCCGAUCUCGCCGGGGCCGUGAAAAAGCUCCAGCAGAGCGUCAAGAACAUCAAGAAGAAUUUCGAUAGCGCCCUUGGGUUCGAAGAAAAAGAGAAGGCCGAAUCCGGUAAUGAAGCUUCAGGAUUAUGGCCUUCGUCUACUGAAAGGAAAUUGCUAUUUGAUCCUGUUAUAUCUUUUAUGGGACAAACAAAUGAGGGAAGUAGUGUUGAUUCAUCACAGAAAGCUGAGUCUUCAGAGCAUCCGCCAAAGGUUGACAAAUCAUCAGGGGAAUCUGAAUCUCCACAAAAACUCUCUACUGUUGAGGCAAAGGAAGGGGUCAAAACAGAAACUUUACAACACUCUUCAACUGAACAGAUGGCUGAUAAGGAGGAAACUGAAGUUGUCAAGGAAGAAACAGAUGAUAAGCAUGCUGCGACGGUGGAGGAAACAGAGACUGUGGUAGCAGAGCCUGAAAAAUCUGAAUCUGAAUCUGAAAAAUAGAAAAUCUAUAUGUUGGGGGUUUUCUGGCUAGCUAAAAAUCUAUUAUAAUGGCAAAACCAGCAGGUGACCCUAGUGAGAGAGAUCAGCAUGCAGGGAUGGAUGAGGACUAAUUUUGUGUGUAUGACAAUUGACUAUCUUUGCUUGUAUUGCUCUAUGUUAGGGAUCUUUUGUUCCAUUUUAGUAACAAUUUUGUUUAGGAGAAAAAGAAACAUAUUGCAGUUCAUGCUUUGUAAAUGCCAC
Messenger RNA from Prunus dulcis (almond), 964 nucleotides. RefSeq names its product golgin candidate 5-like. Bases 206 to 724 code for a protein of 172 amino acids. The record is from RefSeq and is a predicted model, not a curated record. The transcript has 4 exons. Lineage: Eukaryota; Viridiplantae; Streptophyta; Magnoliopsida; Rosales; Rosaceae.